AUGGGUGAUAGCAGCCGGGAAGAGAUUUGUGCCCAGCUUCGACAAGCUCUAGAACUUCGGGCAAAAUACUGCGAAAAGCUGCCGCCAAAGAGGAGCUCCUUCCCAAAGUCGGGAAAUCUGGAGUUGAAGUGGCAGGAUGGUUUGCUCCAGGUUCGAGAGAAGGGCUCUGAACAGUCGCUCUUCGAAGUGCCGAGCCUGGACGAAUACUACGAUGACAUGAAUACACUAUUUCAGAUCAGGUCUUCUGGACCUGUUUCCAGCUAUGCGUACCAGAGGCUGAGAUUGCUACAGACAAAGUUUGAGCUGUACACCAUGGUCUUCGGGGACCAGGAAGCUCAGGACGCGAUGGAGACAGGGCACAGAGAUUUCUACAACGUCAGGAAGGUGGACACCCACAUUCAUCACUCAGCUGCCAUGAAUGCCAAGCACUUGCUGCGGUUCAUGAAAAAGAAGCUGAAGAGAUUCUCCUCCGACGUGGUCGAUGUAAAGGAUGGAAAGGAGCGGACGCUCAAGACAGUCUUCGACGACAUGGGCAUCGGCUGGACCGACCUGUGCAUCGACCGCUUGCAGGUGUGGGCGGAUAAAAGCUGCCUGCAUCGCUUCGAUCGUUUCAACAACAAGUAUUCUCCAAUGGGGCAGAAUGAGCUUCGCACGAUUUUCCUCAAGACCGACAAUGCGAUGGGCGGACGAUACCUCGCCGAGCUCACGACUGAGUUGAUCUCCGACCUGGAAGAGUCGAAGUAUCAACACGCGGAGUGGCGACUCUCCAUCUAUGGCCGCAAGAUGUCAGAGUGGGAGAGCUUGAGCAAGUGGGUCCUUGGACGUGGCGGCAAAGGAUGUGGCAAAGCCCUUCUCUCACCGAACAUCCGAUGGAUGAUUCAGAUCCCACGACUCUUUUCCUUGUACAAGUCAACCGGUCAGUUGGACAACUUCGGCCAGAUGCUUGAAAAUAUCUUCACUCCGCUCUUUGAAGCCACGCUCUUCCCAGAGAAGCAUGCCGUUGUUGCGGAGUUCCUCCAGCACAUUAGCGGUUUCGACACCGUAGACGACGAGAGCAAGUCUGAGAAACCGGUUGACCGGACGUUCUCGUCAAAGUCCCGGCCGCCACAGCUCUGGGACAUUGGGGACAAUCCGUCUUACAAGUACUAUUCAUACUUUAUCCAGACGAAUCUGCGCUUGCUGAACAUGCUCAGACACCAGUUGGGCCUCAAUACCUUCGACUAUAGGCCGCACGCCGGAGAGGCAGGCGAAGUUCAUCAUCUAGACACAGCAUUUCUGCUAGCGGAUGGAAUCAAUCAUGGCCUGAACUUGCGAAAGUCGAUGGGGUUGCAGUACUUGUUCUACCUGGCCCAGAUUGGGCUGGCCAUGUCUCCCUGUUCGAACAAUCAACUGUUCCUUGCAUACGAGAAGAGCCCGUUUCCGGUCUACUUCUCACGUGGCCUGAACGUGUCGUUGUCGACAGACGACCCGCUGAUGUUCCACCAGACGAAGGAGCCGCUGAUGGAAGAGUAUAGCAUCGCCAAGCAGCUCUGGCACUUCACUUCCGUGGACCUUUGCGAGAUGGCCCGGAACUCUGUGCUGCAGAGCGGCUUUGACGAGGAGACCAAGGCAACAUGGUUUGGCUCCAAGGAUUAUCGCCACGAGAACAAGACUACCUCGACGAAUGUACCGAACCUGAGGAUUGCGUAUCGCAAGAGGGUCUAUCAGGAGGAGCUCCAUCUGCUGGAAGCUAGCGCGGAUGACACUGACGAUGUCGGCGUCAUGUGCAACUUACUGCUUCUCUCCCCGACUCGGCGCUUACAGCAGUCUGACUUUGCCGGCUUCGGCUUGGACUCCGAGCCCAAAAUCCGGCCCUUCGCUGCUGCCUUGCCGGGUGAGGACCAGGAUCUCAGCACGCUCAUGGAUGCCUCGAUCCAGCAGGAAAGCCUUCAGGAGGAGAUGGGCGAGGCUUUGGAUUGGUCCGUCCGGACUAGCCACGGCCCGCAGUCGAGCAAGAUUUCGAAGAUAGUCUCGCACGAAAUCCUUGCGAUAGAUCAAAAGAACCGGAAAGGGUCUUUUGAUGGCAUCAGCCACAAGGGUGCCAUUCCUGUCAUUACAAGAGACUACAGCGAGCACAGUAUGGUCAUGAACGAGAAGACGAAGGAGGAAUUUCUUCUUCGACUUAAUCACGAGUUCGCGGCCCAAAGAGCUUCACAGCAAGGCCAGCAGAUGCUCUCUCUCGGCGUGGCUGUUCUGAUCGGCUGCCUCAGUGGCGCCCUGACCACCUGGCUGGUGCGAAGGUGA
Molecule: messenger RNA, 2283 nt
Organism: Symbiodinium necroappetens
Lineage: Eukaryota; Dinophyceae; Suessiales; Symbiodiniaceae
Source: the annotation of a GenBank genome assembly